This is a messenger RNA of Akanthomyces muscarius, 714 nucleotides long. RefSeq lists its product as uncharacterized. The transcript has a single exon. The coding region runs from base 1 to 714 and encodes 237 amino acids. NCBI's taxonomy places the organism in Eukaryota, Fungi, Ascomycota, Sordariomycetes, Hypocreales, Cordycipitaceae. The record is from RefSeq and is a predicted model, not a curated record.
AUGGCACUGUUUCCGCUACAGGUCGAUGAGCCCGCGAGGCGACCGCGCCCGGCUGCGCAAAAGGCCCUUGUUCUCGGCGCCGGUCUGGCCAUGUCGAUUGUCUACUUCUGGGGCCCGUUUGCCAUCUUGGCCGCCGCCAACGACACGCCUCCACCGCGCGACCUCCUCGGCCUUGCCACGGUUGUGCUCAUUCUAGUCUUCUUCCUGCAGACCUUUCUCCUGUAUCGACUGCUCUCCCAGACGCGGGUGUGCCCCGCGCUGACCGACCCUGCGGAUGCCUUCUUCUACGAGAGCCGCGCAGGCAGCGCCGUGCUUCUGUUCCUCUGCGUCCCCUGGUUUGUCCUGGGGGCCUACGGGCUCUUUAUUUCUUUGUUUCCCGCUGCGGAGACGGUUGCUCGCUUUUUCGAUUCCAAGAGCCAUAGUGACUCAACGGGUUCUCUGAGUCCUGUCUCUGCCUUGAUCAUGGUGACGACGCCGAUGGCGCUGUUGACGGGGAUUUGGUGGGUGUCUGGGACGGCGCUGAGAGCGCUGUACCGAGUCCUCAGGACGAACACCGGUCGGGGCCAGUACGAGGGCGUGCCGCUCGGGCUAGACGAGCCGCGGCCAGACGAGCAGCGGUUUCGACAAAGCAUGCACACAGGCAUGCGCUUGGGAGGUAGGACGACUGCCAUUCUUGAUUUCGUACCAACUCCUUCAUGGCUGCGACGCUGGUAG